AUUAGCUGCUCGAAUAAAAAUGCAUAUUAGAUACAUAACUUCUGUACAUGUACAUGUCGUUUAGUCCUCAUGUGUUGAGGUGGUUAGUUAUUAUACCCAGAAGGUUUUUCAAACGGCUGCCCGGACCGUGACGUAUGUGUUCAUGCGUGAAUCGUUUCGCUGUCAUUGCAGCGUUCCAUAAAACCCAGAAAUUUAAUGGCAGGCAGAAUGACGGAAGCUGUUGAACAUGCAGAGGAGGAUGACAACGGGCGAUCAACGUUCCCUCCGCCGCUGUCACACCGAGAGCGAUUCCCGGUGCAGAAGAACAAUGUGUGUUCACGGUCCUACUUUGUCGUGGUCAUGGUGUUCUUCCACGUCUACAUCCUAAACGUCAUUGCACUGUUACUCUACGUGCACUACAACACCGGCUCUGAUCCCGGCGCCGCCUCCGGCACAGAGUUCAGCAGCCGGACUAGAGUCGCUGAAGCCGCAGUGCAGCCAGCUUCUCACAAUCACCUUCCGCGCAUCGAAGGGAUACGGGUUGGUCAUGUGCAAAAAGUAUCUCUGGUGCCAGGGAAAUUGCAUGAAAUGAAGACCCUCAGUCUGAAGCCUUUGCUCUUUGAAAUUCCUGGUUUUCUCUCUGAGAGAGAAUGCGCGGUGGUGAUGCGCUUGGCUCAGCUGAAGGGCCUGGUGGAAAGUCAAGUCAUGGUACCCGAGGGACAGGAAGAGCUCAGUCAGCAGCUCAACCUCAGUGCGGAAGAGAUCUUCCAUUUGCUUGACCUCAAUCAGGAUGGCCAGCUGCAGCCACAUGAGAUUUUAACACAUUCCAGAGUGAGAGAUGGUAUCUGGCUGACUCCUGAGAACCUCAGAGAGAUCUACGCUGGCCUCAAGGUGGACCAGGAUGGCAAUGGUUUAUUGAGUAUAGAGGAGUUUGGGCAGUUGAGCAGUGACGCAUUCCAGCGCUUCCUGUAUCAGCGAGGGGUGAACAGAAAUCAGUUAGUGAGGAACAGCAGACACACGUGGCUCUACCAGGGUCAGGGAGCACACCAGGUUCUUAGAGACCUCCGCAACAGAGUCACACGUUUAACAAGGCUUCCAUCUGCAUUAGUGGAGUUGAGCGAACCUCUUCAGGUGGUGCGUUAUGAACAAGGUGGGCAUUACCAUGCUCAUCAUGACAGUGGGCCAGUUUACCCUGAAACAACCUGCACACACACUCACCCCACUGUCAACUCCUCAUCGCCGUUCCAGACUUCCUGCAGGUACAUUACUGUACUGUUUUAUCUGAACACGGUGGAGGAAGGAGGAGAAACCACUUUUCCUGUAGCAGACAACAGAACCUAUGACGAAGUGUCUCUUAUACAAGACAAUGUUGAUUUGUUGGACACAAGAAAGCACUGUGAUAAAGGGAACCUGAGAGUGAAGCCUACAAUGGGCAAAGCAGUUUUCUGGUACAACUAUCUGUCUGAUGGAAAUGGCUGGGUGGGUGAACAGGAUGAGUAUGCACUACAUGGAGGUUGUGUUGUCACUCGAGGGGUAAAAUGGAUCGCCAACAACUGGAUCAAUGUUGACCCAGACUACCAACGGCAAGCCCGGUACGAGCAGCUCAUGUCUCAGCAGCCAGAACCUCAGGAUCAGCAGCACACAGAUACACACCAGGACCUGUAACAACAUGUGUGUAUUUUACAAGAUUUGGAGUACCCAUGCGUCUGUUUGUCCACAAACACAGACACAGGAGGAUCGGUAGAGCACGCACACACAGGCAUGCACAAGCAUAUACAGAAACACUGUGCUGGAUCAUGCACCUGGAGAUACACAAAGAAUGAUAUGUAUGGACCAACAUGCAUAUAAAUGUAAAUUUACAUUUAUAUGUCAUUAAAAAUAAUUAUUGGGACACAGGGAUACAAAUAAUACUUGCACAUGUGGUACAUGGUACUUUGUAGAGUAUUUAAUUUAUUUCAUCCAAUAUUUAUUAACAUUUUAAAAAUUAUGUUAUGUAGAGAGAGAGAGAGAGAGAGA
Messenger RNA from Silurus meridionalis, 1995 nucleotides. It is a transcript of the gene p4htmb, whose product is annotated as prolyl 4-hydroxylase, transmembrane b. Gene Ontology annotation, cellular component: endoplasmic reticulum. The record is from RefSeq and is a predicted model, not a curated record. Lineage: Eukaryota; Metazoa; Chordata; Actinopteri; Siluriformes; Siluridae. The transcript is spliced from 9 exons. Gene Ontology annotation, biological process: peptidyl-proline hydroxylation to 4-hydroxy-L-proline. Bases 196 to 1644 code for a protein of 482 amino acids. Gene Ontology annotation, molecular function: L-ascorbic acid binding; procollagen-proline 4-dioxygenase activity; calcium ion binding.